AUGACUCGACGGUUCUACCGCACAAUUCACCCGUGUCUUCUCGCGCAGCUCGUCGCGUCCUGUCCGGCGUUACAAAGUGUCCACCUGGAACAGUGGCGGCCCGUCGACAUGGACAAUAUGGAAGACGUGGAGCACGGCUAUGUCUCCAUGUUCAGCAGUCCACUGCCAACGACGCUCACGUCCCUCUGUCUCUACCAGGACUCGCAUAUCAGUAUGCACAACCAGCUCGAUUCCCUCCUACUUCGGACACCGUGUCGUAAGAUUGGCCGGCGCCUGGCCCAGGCAUGCCGGACGCUCGAAACGGUGGCCGUCUCAUUUUGGGCAGAAGCCGAUGACUUUUUCAGAGCCACCCAGCAGACACCAAGAACGGGGGACACUUGCAACUGCUCACAAUGCUUCAUCAGCGCUACCGAGAUGCAGGGUCAGGAGUCGAAGCCAAAAGACAACAGCCCCGACGAGCCCGUCGAGCAAUGGCCACGGCUCCGCAACCUUGCAUUGACGUCGUCGACAUUGAUGACCGACUCACUGGAACAAGUCCAUGCACUCCUGCGAUCCGCCGCCCAAGCCGCGGCACGCAUGCCAGCGCUCAAGACGAUGGAAAUAUGGUUUGCAUACGAGAGCUCGUUCCAUGCCUCUCUGUUUCGUUUUCAGCCGCAUCAGUAUGCACCCACGCUGUCAUCCGCCGUGUCGACCAGCCAGUCGGCCAAUUGGCGGCACAUUACUUGCCCCUCUCUGUCCUUCUAUUCGACAUCACCCACGGACAUUGUGCCUUUCCGCGUAGACGAGGUUUUGUCGCCGAGCAUCGUCCAGCUUUUCCAGGGCGUCGUGGACGGGUAUGCAGGCAAGAAAUGCAGCUGGGGCCGCCGCCCCCCGUCCAACCCGUCCAUGCCCCUCACUGUACGUACGGAAACGUGGUCGACGCUUGGCGAAUUCGGCAUUCCACUUGAUGGGCGGACCCAUGCACUGGACAACAUGGUCCUGGCGCCCCAUAUUCUGACGGCCCGCUCACGCAAGGUGAUGCGUUUUGAGCGCCGUGAAGUGCUUGAUAUGAUGUGA
Sporothrix brasiliensis 5110 is the source of this 1056-nucleotide messenger RNA. RefSeq lists its product as uncharacterized. NCBI's taxonomy places the organism in Eukaryota, Fungi, Ascomycota, Sordariomycetes, Ophiostomatales, Ophiostomataceae. The record is from RefSeq and is a predicted model, not a curated record. The transcript is spliced from 2 exons. The coding region runs from base 1 to 1056 and encodes 351 amino acids.